Messenger RNA from Beta vulgaris subsp. vulgaris (sugar beet), 1900 nucleotides. RefSeq names its product mogroside IE synthase. The coding region runs from base 174 to 1571 and encodes 465 amino acids. Gene Ontology annotation, molecular function: UDP-glycosyltransferase activity. NCBI's taxonomy places the organism in Eukaryota, Viridiplantae, Streptophyta, Magnoliopsida, Caryophyllales, Amaranthaceae. The transcript has 2 exons. The record is from RefSeq and is a predicted model, not a curated record.
UAAGAAUCCUUCAAUUCCUUCCAACUCCAAGUUCCAACUUCCUAGAGCUGAUCAAAACUAUCCGAUUCGGUCCAUGAUUACCUCUAUAACUACAAGGUAACAAAUUGUUCACUACAUUUCACCCUCAAAAACUUCAUCUGUAACUUUUAAAUCUAAUUCCGAAAUCAGAAAUUAUGGAGGCCUCUAAACAAGCCCAUAAGGCCCAUGUUCUUGUGGUUCCGUUUCCAGGCCAAGGCCACAUUAACCCAAUGCUACAAUUCUCCAAACGUUUGGCUUCCAAAGGCAUCAAGCCCACUUUAACCCCAACUGUUUACAUUGCUAAAUCCAUGCACACCACUACCAUACCAACCCUCUACGGCCCACCAAUCCAAUUACGGCCCAUUUCUGACGGCUACGAUGAUGGUGGUAAAAACCAGGCCCAGUCCACUGCGGUCUACUUGGAUAGCCUCCGAGUCCACGGCCCAAAAACACUUGUCCAGCUCGUUAAGAAGCUAAUUGAGGAGGGAGACCCAGUUAAGGCUAUCAUCUAUGAUGGGUUUUUACCUUGGGCCUUAGAUGUAGCCAAGCAGUUUGGGCUUCUUGGAGUGGUGUUCUUCACUCAGUCUUGUUCGGUAAAUAGCAUAUACUACCAUGUCCAACGUGGGCUGAUCCAGCUACCACUUCAGGGGCCUGGCCCAAGCACGGUCUCGGUUCCUGGGGCUCCGGAGCUCCAACCAUGGGAGGUUCCGUCGUUCGUCGGACAAUACGGGUCAUACCCGUUUUGGUUUCAUGUGGUGUUGGAGCAGUUCUCUAAUAUUGAUCAAGUGGAUUGGGUGCUGUGCAAUAUAUUCUAUGAUAUGGAGAAAGAGGUGGUUGAUUGGAUGGCGAAAAUGUGGAAAAUAAGAACCAUAGGACCAACUGUUCCAUCAUAUUACCUUGACAAAAGGCUAGAAGAUGACAAAGACUACAACCUUCAAUUCUUCAAGCCAAACACAAUCUUGUGCAAAAACUGGCUAGACUCCAAACCAAAACAUUCUGUCAUCUACAUAUCCUUCGGAAGCGCGGCCAAGUUGUCUGAAGAACAAUUUGAAGAACUAGCACAAGGUCUAAAAAUCAGCAACCAAACUUUCUUAUGGGUGGUUAGAGAAUCAGAGCAAGCCAAACUUCCAAAGAGGUUCAUAGACGAAACUUCUGAGCUAGGCCUAGUUGUAAGCUGGGCCUCCCAGCUGGAAGUAUUGUCCCACGAGGCGACAUGCUGCUUUGUGACUCACUGUGGGUUCAACUCGGUGCUCGAAGCAUUGUGUAUCGGAGUGCCGGUGGUGGGUGUUCCACAGUAUACAGACCAAGGGACUAAUGCUAAGUUUAUGGAGGAUGUUUGGAGAGUAGGGAUCAGAGCCAAAAUAGAUGAGAAGGGUAUUGUAAGAAGAGAGGAGGUGGAGAAAUGCAUAAGGGAAAUGAUGGGAGGAAGGAAAAAGGAAGAGUUUAUGAUGAAUGUGGCUAAAUGGAAGAAGUUGGCUAAACAAGCAAUGGAUGAAGGUGGAAGUUCUGAUAAGAACAUUGAUGAGUUUGUGGCUUAUUUAACAGAAUGUUAAAAGAUCAAGAAUUUGUCUUGUAAUAGACCGUUACUUUUAAAUUAAAAUUAGGCAAUGGUAAGUCCAAUAUUAAAAAGAAAAUUAGCUUAAUAGUGACUAGGUUAAUUUCUUUCGGUAAUUAAUUUAAUCUAUUUAGUGUCUCUUUUAAUAAUUUUUGAAAGAUCAAUUCUCAUUGUUGCGUUAUCUAAAAUUGGUUUCCCCUUCGGCCUUAAUAGUUCAAGCUUUUGUUUGAAUGGUUGGGAAAUAAAUUUUCAUGAAUUUGUGAAUUUCCUUUUUGUUUGGACCCUUGCAAGUAAUAAAAAGAUGGAGAGAGAUUGAAAUAUAAAAUU